AUGACUACGUCGCGCAAAGGGAAAGCUCCGGAUCGAGGAACAGCGUCUGAACCCCGAUAUCACUCUUCCCCCAAACGACCAGCCGCCGCCGGUGAGGGCAGUCCCUCCGCAAGAGCCUCGAAGAGACACCGCAUCUCCGUGCUCGAUCUGCUUUCACCCCAGCAAGGCAGCAAGUCGAAUGAUAAGUCCCGAGACGAGCCUAUCGAGGGAGAGGGCGAGAUGGAAGUAGACAAGAUGCAGUCCGCUAGCACUCGUCAUGCCAAAGAUGCUUUCGCCAACAUGUACGAAUUCAAUUCGACGAGGCGGAAGAAAGAUGACCUCAGCGACCCAAGUGCUGUGCCAGAGAAUGGCCGACGCAGACCAGCGUUUGCAAACCAAAUCGUCCCUUUCAAUCCACAGACGGGCCCGAAGAAACUUGUGGUGAAGAACCUACGGGCCGCCACCCGCCUGGAUACUCGGGCAUACUUUGAGAAGACAUGGAAAGAGAAUGACAAAGCCCUCGAUGCCAUCUUCAGAAACGAGAAGGAUCCAUACUCCUUGGAAGAACUAUACAAAGGUGCAGAACACACCUGUCGGCACGGCCACAGUGCGGACCUCUAUGAGCACCUGUGCGCGAAGUGCGAGACUCAUCUGAAUGACAACGUCAGGGAUCGCAUCCGGCGGGAAGAGGCACAGUCCUCAGACGUCGACGUCGUCAGAGCUUUCGUCAAUGCCUGGCAGACGUGGCAGAAACAGCUGCAGACCGUUCGCCAGAUCUUCUUCUACAUGGACCAGACCUAUUGCCUCCGUACCCCACACAAGAUGGGCGUGUUGCAGAUGGGCUUGAGCAAGUUCAGGUCUUCCGUGUUUCAUGACCCUUUCAUAAAGUGUAAAACACUUCAAGGUGUCAUAAGUUUGAUCGAUUCUGAUCGGAGAGGUAACCUCAAUGAGAGUGACGCUUUGCUCCUGCACCAGUCGGUCGACACUUUCCACGAGCUGAGCAUUUACACCAGCGAUCUUGAACCAACCAUCUGCGUCACGACUGAGGAGUACUUCCGGGCAUGGAGAGAUACUGAGUCCAACAAGGACUCGCUGGGUGAUUACGUCAACAACUGCACUGAUCUUCUCUCCCGAGAGAUGGCGAGAUGCGAUUCCUUGUCUCUAGACCGCAAUACGAGGGUCCGAAUAUCGCGUCUCUUUGACAAUAUCUUUGUGGAAGAAGAGCUGGAAACUCUUACCAACGAGGACGGCAUUUUGGAUCUUCUCGAGGACAACAAGUCGACAGAACUAGAGCGCCUGUACACUUUGCUACAGCGUAAAGGACACGGGGAGUUGAUCGCGCCAACCUUUAGUAAGUACGUGGAGACAGAGGGAUCCUUGAUCGUCUUCGACGAGAAGAGGGAAUCCGAGAUGGUAAUCAGGCUGCUCGAUUUCAAGCGGCGGCUGGAUCAUUACGAGAAAUACUCUUUCCACGGCAAUGAGGCACUGGGCAAUACUCUUCACAAAGCCUUCGAGGCAUUCAUGAAUAAAACCAAGAAAUCCCAGUCGAAUUGGGACACGGACAACGCUAAACCGGGAGAAAUGAUUGCGAAGCAUGUCGACCUGCUACUUAAAGGUGGCGUCAAAGCCGUCCCCCAGCUCCAAACACAUAAGCACGGUCCUUCCAAGCCCGAAGAAGAGCAUGACUUCGAUGAUGGCGCUGCCGAUGAAGACGCUGAGAUCAACCAACACCUCUCUGAUGCAUUGGAUCUCUUCCGUUUCGUCCACGGUAAAGCCGUCUUUGAAGCCUUCUACAAGAAAGAUCUAGCUCGCCGUCUACUCUUAGGCCGCAGUGCCUCAUUCGACGCUGAACGGAACAUGCUCACCCGUCUGAAGAAUGAAUGCGGUGCUGCAUUCACGCACAAUCUGGAAUCCAUGUUCAAGGACAUGGACCUGGCUCGCGAAGAGAUGAUGUCGUACAAUCAGCUCUUGGACGAUCGCGGAGGCAGGGCUCCCGGUCUGCCGGACUUGCAUGUCAAUGUGCUCUCCGCGGCAGCCUGGCCUACUUAUCCAGACGUGGCGGUGAACAUCCCCCCUCAUAUUGCCAAAGUCAUGUCAGAAUUUGAGACACACUACAAGGCGAAACAUUCUGGCCGCAAGCUGACGUGGAAACAUUCUCUGGCGCACUGUCAAUUACGUGCCAAGUUCCCAAGGGGAAACAAGGAACUCAUGGUGUCAGGAUUCCAAGCCAUCGUACUGCUACUUUUCAACGACAUCCCAGCAGACAAGCACCUCACGUACGACGAGAUCAAAGCUGCCUCAGGCUUGGUCGACGCCGAGCUCAAGAGAACACUCCAGUCCCUGGCGUGCGCUAAGUAUCAAGUCCUCCGCAAAAACCCCAAGGGCCGCGAGGUCAACGAAACCGAUACAUUCAUGUUCUCUCAGUCCUUCGCCGACCAGAAAUUGCGCAUCAAAAUCAACCAGAUCCAACUCAAGGAGACCAAGGAGGAGAACAAAGAAACGCAUAUCCGAGUGGCGGCGGACCGGCAUUACGAGACGCAGGCGGCGAUUGUGAGGAUCAUGAAAAGCCGGAAGAAGAUCGGGCACAACGAGUUGAUUGUCGAGGUCAUUAAAGCCACGAUGAGCCGGGGCGUGUUGGACCAAGCGGACAUCAAGCGGAAUAUCGAGAAACUGAUAGAAAAGGACUACAUGGAGAGAGAAGAGGGCAACACGUACUCCUACGUCGCGUGA
Messenger RNA from Fonsecaea erecta, 2709 nucleotides. RefSeq lists its product as hypothetical. Gene Ontology annotation, cellular component: Cul4-RING E3 ubiquitin ligase complex. Gene Ontology annotation, biological process: DNA damage response; protein ubiquitination; ubiquitin-dependent protein catabolic process. Gene Ontology annotation, molecular function: ubiquitin protein ligase binding. Bases 1 to 2709 code for a protein of 902 amino acids. Lineage: Eukaryota; Fungi; Ascomycota; Eurotiomycetes; Chaetothyriales; Herpotrichiellaceae. The transcript has 2 exons. The record is from RefSeq and is a predicted model, not a curated record.